AAAGACUGGGUCCUAUUUUAAUCGGAUUGCAACGUGCACAGCGCUGAGGACGUAGGAAACAAACACUAAAAUGACUACUUAUACUGACAAAGGAGAGAAGCCAGAAGUUGGUUCUUUUGUUGCCUUCGAUCACAUCACAUUUUGGGUCGGAAAUGCCAAGCAGGCUGCCUCAUAUUAUUGUAACAAAAUGGGAUUUGAACCAUUUGGGUAUAAGGGACUAGAAACAGGAUCAAGAGAGGUGGUAUCGCAUGCGGUCAAACAGGACAAGAUCAUAUUUGUUUUCAAGUCACCUCUUAAUCCUUCAGGAAAGAUAUCAGAAGUGAUGGGAAAACACCUGAUUGUACAUGGUGAUGGAGUGAAGGAUGUUGCUUUUGAAGUGGAGGACUGUAUUGCUCUUUACAAGGCUGCCAUUAAGCGUGGUGCAGUGUCUGUUCAUGAGCCAUGGGAUGAAACAGAUGAAGAUGGCACUGUGACUUUUGCAACUGUGCAGACAUAUGGUGACACAACACACACAUUUGUUGAAAGAAAGGGAUUCAGCGGUCUCUUUCUACCCGGGUACAAGCCUCCAAUCACCAAAGAUUGCCUUCUACCCAAACUACCACCAGGCCUUCUUUGUUUUAUUGAUCAUGUUGUUGGUAACCAGCCAGAGGAUGGUAUGGUGUCCACUGCUGAAUGGUAUGAGAAGAAUUUACAGUUUCACAGGUUUUGGUCUGUUGAUGAUAAACAGAUUAAUACAGAGUACAGUGCACUUCGAUCAAUUGUGGUCACAAACUGGGAAGAGACAAUUAAGUUGCCUAUCAAUGAACCAGCCCCAGGAAAAAGAAAAAGCCAGAUACAGGAGUAUGUCGACUUCUACGGAACAGCAGGAGUUCAACACAUUGCACUCAACACAUCUGAUAUCAUCUCUACUAUAAGGAAUCUGAAGGAGAGAGGCAUGGAUUUUCUCGUUAUUCCUGAUACAUAUUAUGAAAAUCUUCGUGCACGUCUUAAGGAUGCACCCAUUAAGGUGGAGGAAGACCUGGAUGUGCUUCAAGAUCUGAAGAUUUUGGUCGAUUUUGAUGACAAAGGGCUUUGGAGCCGGUAA
This is a messenger RNA of Pocillopora damicornis (cauliflower coral), 1084 nucleotides long. Its product is annotated as 4-hydroxyphenylpyruvate dioxygenase. The record is from RefSeq and is a predicted model, not a curated record. Gene Ontology annotation, molecular function: 4-hydroxyphenylpyruvate dioxygenase activity. Gene Ontology annotation, biological process: L-tyrosine catabolic process. NCBI's taxonomy places the organism in Eukaryota, Metazoa, Cnidaria, Anthozoa, Scleractinia, Pocilloporidae. Gene Ontology annotation, cellular component: endoplasmic reticulum membrane; Golgi membrane.